Molecule: messenger RNA, 1435 nt
Organism: Dalotia coriaria
Lineage: Eukaryota; Metazoa; Arthropoda; Insecta; Coleoptera; Staphylinidae
Product: phospholipase A2 large subunit-like
Exons: 5
Coding region: 860-1417 (185 amino acids)
Biological process (GO): arachidonate secretion; phospholipid metabolic process
Source: RefSeq, a predicted model, not a curated record
UAAAUGCAGCUGUAUAUAAAGCACUAGUAACUACACAAAAUCUCAUUACUCACUCAAGAAGUACAUGUAAAUCGACAUGAAGUUAUUUAUUUUUGUGUUUGUUGUGUUUUGUGCAGUUUGCACGCAAGCACAACAGACUUUGAAAGAAUUAGUAAUUCCUGGAAGUAGUGAUCAUGGUGGAUUAACCAAACAUUGCUUUGCUGAACCGAAUACAAUAAGCGAUAGUGAUUUAGGAGCGUUUAAAGACACAGAUACGUGUUGCAUGAUGCACAACAAGUGUCCAAGAUUAGGACCUAAUAAACUAUAUGAUUGCGAAUGUGAAGAAACCUUCCGUAAGUGUUUGAGAGCAAACAAACCAAGCCCAGGCGAAAGCUUAUUCCGAACUAAAUACGGCAAAAACUAUUUCAACGUUGUUUAUCCAAAGUGCACCAAACAAGGUGGUAGUUUUACUUGCGCUAGCAAAAUAACAAGCAAUACUAAUGGUGACCAAAGAUGUGGAACAUUCAACAUUACCCCCGGCACUGAAUAUUUAUCACUUGACAAUAAGUUCUACGAAACUGUAUGAAACAAAUUUUUGUAUGUUACCUGGUUAUCUGCAAUAAUACAAUUAUAAAUGAGAUUACGGGUGGUUUAGUUAUGUAAAUUGUCGUAAUAAUUAUAUGCGACAGUUACCAACACUCACACACACGGCUAAACAGUUAUUUAUCUUUAUCUAUGGACAUGGAAAAUAAAUUCCUGCGUCAACAAUGUGAAAAAUUCAAAAGCAACGAAAACAAUUUGCUAGGCAAAAAACGGUGAAAACUAAUGCGUCAAGUGUCUACGAUUAUUCAGCAUUGAAUUUUGUGUGUGGCACGCAAACAUGUUUAGAAUCAGCUUGGCGAUUUGGACGCUUACAUUGUUUGCGGCCAUUGAGUGCGUGCAAUUUCGCAUCGGUGAAUUACGCUUUGACACCAGAGGUCUACGAGUUAUCCAUGAGGGCACAAAAUGGUGCGGGACAGGUGACAUCGCCGAAAGCGAUGAGGAUCUGGGUGAAUAUCGAGUGUUGGAUGCGUGCUGUCGAAGUCAUGACAAGUGUGCGGAUUCCAUUGAGCCCGGUCAAACUAAGCACGGGUUAACGAAUCGACAUGUGUUUUGUUUGAGUCAUUGCAAAUGCGAUUAUCAAUUGUACUCGUGUCUGAAAGCAGUGGAUUCCUCAGCGAAGGAGAAUCGAGCGGCGAUUAACGUGGGCGAUGAGUACUUUAACGACUUGAAUGUUCAGUGCUUCGACUACACUCUUCCGGCGAUUUGUACAAGGAAUGAAACGCGACACGAAAAGAUUGGGGUUUUUUCUUUGUCGCCUCAUAAGUGUACGCGGUAUGAGUUCCAAGAUGGUGAGAAACAGUGGCAAUGGUUUGAUGUACCUUUUUUUGAAGACUAAAAUAAAUUUUUAAAAGGA